GCCAUGCUCUUCAAGUCUCUAGCUCGCCCUCUAGUACCUCCUCCGGACGACCUUACCGUCCCGCAGUUUAUCUUCGAUGAUGUGCUACAGCAUUCGACCUACACCAAACGGCCAGCAAAUAUACCUUGUCUCAUAGACGAGGAUAAUGGUCGAGAAGUCACUCUAGAUGAUCUUCGACAUAGAACAGAUGAUCUUGCCCGCACUCUCCGUACCGUUCAUGGCAUUGGACGGGGCGAUGUCGUCGCAUUAAUUGCUCCGAAUCACGUGGACUAUCCUGUCUGUGUGUGGGCUGUCCACAGGCUUGGAGGUAUAGUCGCCGCUAUGAGCCCAGGUUUAACGCGGGAGGAAAUGAUUCCACUGCUUCGGAUCUCAAAGCCAACCUUCUUCAUUGGUCACCUCGAUAACUUCGACACUGUAUGUUCCUCUGCUCGUACGGUGGCCAAGAGCCCUCCAAUACUCGUGCUGGAUGGAGAGCAUGUCCAACCAGCCCAGGAGAACGCAUCGACCCUCACAGCCUUGAGCAUUCAUCAUGCUAUCCAGCACGGUGCAUAUCUUCCAGCUUUCGAUGAGUUUAAACUUAGAGGAGGAGAAGCAAAGACAACCAUUGCUUUUCUCUGCUUUUCUUCUGGAACGACAGGCCAACCGAAGGCUGUAGCGAUCUCUCACUUCAACGUCAUGUGCAAUGUCAUCCAGACGGCUACCUUCAACUGGGUUAAUGAAGAGUAUUGCCCGUUAGCGGACCGCAGGUUUCGUCCCGGAGAUGUUUGUACUGGUGCUGCUGCACCCAUAUCUGCCGAGCUGACGACAGAACUUCUUAAUGUCAUGCCCGACAUACACCUUGGUCAAGGCUACGGCAUGACCGAGAGCUGCGCUGCGGUAAGCAUGUUCCCCAUCUCUCAGAAGGUGGGUACGCUGGGCAGUGGCGGCCAGCUUGUUUCUGGGACCGUGGCAAGGGUGGUCAAGACUGACGGGUCCAUGGCUGGAUUCGACGAGCGAGGGGAGCUCUGGGUAAAGGGCGGGCAAAUCGCCCUCGGGUAUUAUGGAGACGAAGUUGCAACGAAAGAAUCUUUCAUCGACAGUUGGUACCGUACCGGCGACGAAAUCAUCAUGCGAGAGAACGGUGAUAUAUUUAUCACAGAUCGAAUCAAGGAGCUCAUCAAAUCAAAGGGUUUCCAGGUCGCCCCAGCUGAGUUAGAGGGUCACUUACUCACGCAUCCCGACGUGGCGGACGCCGGCGUCAUUGGCAUCCCGGACGACUAUGCCGGGGAGGUUCCUCUUGCGUUCAUAGCUCUGCGACCUGCCACCGCUGCCAAUAUCGCUGCAGACCAGAGUGGUGCGGCAGAGAAGGCGGUUCGCAAGAGUAUUUUCAAGCACGUCUCUCAGGCCAAGUCGAGUUACAAAUGGCUUACGGGCGGGAUUGUGUUCGUCGAAGCAAUCCCGAAGAGUACGAGUGGGAAAAUUCUACGUCGUGUGCUGAGGGAGCAUGCAAAGAGUUUCGGGUGUCAUGGCGAUCCUCCUGCAAAAUUGUAGUCUCCUCACCUCCAGAUGUCACAUCUUUUGCUUGCACCAUGCGUAUACAACAACGAAGAUGUAGUAGACAAAUCCCGAAUGCACUGGAAAAAUACCUUGAAAUAUCGUCGUCUCUCCCUUCGGUCGCCGCAUCGUUACGGUGGCACACAUUCUCACAUAUUCCCUAUCCUUGCACCGUCUUGAAGUGCUCGCGCCUAUGCGAAUGGUACAUAUACCUACCCC
Molecule: messenger RNA, 1752 nt
Organism: Stereum hirsutum FP-91666 SS1
Lineage: Eukaryota; Fungi; Basidiomycota; Agaricomycetes; Russulales; Stereaceae
Product: acetyl-CoA synthetase-like protein
Exons: 15
Coding region: 4-1530 (508 amino acids)
Biological process (GO): secondary metabolic process
Molecular function (GO): CoA-ligase activity
Source: RefSeq, a predicted model, not a curated record